Medioppia subpectinata is the source of this 907-nucleotide messenger RNA. The record is from the annotation of a GenBank genome assembly. NCBI's taxonomy places the organism in Eukaryota, Metazoa, Arthropoda, Arachnida, Sarcoptiformes, Oppiidae.
ACACAAGUCAGUCAACACAGUGUGAGUGCAGUCUGUAUUGUGUGAGCCAUCAGUUGCCGGCCUUUCACUCCAAUUCACACAUCUCUUCAUUGUUUGAUUCAAACACUUAUUAAACGACACUGUCGACUACAAUGGGAAAGACUAAGUCGGACGACGAGACGGAGCCGAAGACAGCUGAGCCCAUGGAGGAGGACGACCAGGAAGAGGAGUAUGUGGUCGAGAAGAUCCUCGACAAGAGGACUCGCGGCGGACGAGUGGAGUACUUCCUGAAGUGGAAGGGCUAUAGCGAAGAGGACAACACGUGGGAACCGGUGGAGAACCUGGACUGUCCCGAUCUGAUCGCCGAAUACGAAGAGCAGCGCAAGAAGAAGAAGCAGGAAAUCAAAGCCAAAGAGUCGUCCGAAGGGCUGAAGGAUCCCAAGAAGUCGGAGAAGAAGUUAGAGAAGUCGAAGCCGACGGACACCGAGAAGAAGAAGAAGCGCGAAGAGGAGGCGAAACCGCGCGGUUUUGAUCGUAAUUUAGAUCCCGAAAAGAUUAUCGGCGCCACCGAUGCCUCCGGAGAACUCAUGUUUUUGAUUAAAUGGAAAGACUCAGAAGAAGCGGAUUUGGUUCCGGCAAAACUCGCUAAUGUUAAGUGCCCGCAAGUGGUGAUCAAGUUUUACGAAGAGAGGCUGACCUGGCAUUCAAGCGGUGCCGACGACGGCGCCGACAAAGAGAAGGCUUAAACACAUUUACCAUUUAUUAGAAACAAAACCAUUUAUUUGACAUUUUUUUAACAAAUCAUUAAUUUUUCGUUCAAAACGCUUUAAAAAAGUGAAUUUCAUGUAAUAAUACGUUCAGAUCUUUUCAGAAAUUAUUUGUAAUUAAUAUUUUGAUGUUUUAAUAAAAAAAAUCAAUUUUUCUGGAA